UCGGAGUGUUCAGGGCGGAUCUGCACACUGGAAUAAUAAAUAGCACUUGGCAGGUGAACAGCAGAGUCACAGGAUCAGAGUUUAUUAGUGUUGAGCUGAACAUCAGAACAGCAGCAGCAGCAAACUCUCUUUCUUCAGCACUUGGAUCAGCAGAGGGAAUCAUGCUGGCUUUGAGUCGCUCCUCAGGUUUACUCAGAGCUGCUCUGAGGCAGCACUUAACCCAGAGAGCCAACAUAUCAGCCAAACCAGCUAAACACCACAUAAGUACAGGGGAGCAUGUGGUCACCAUGCUGGCCAUGUUCGUGACCAUCCUCGUCCCUUCAGGGUGGAUCCUCAACAACCUGGAGAACUACAAGAAGCGCCCGUAAUCACCUGAACCGCUGCGCACAUCUGUAUCACUCAUCACCAACAUCUGGCUCAUGUUUCUCAUGAAUAAAGCAGUGUGAAUAAAACAUGAUUGUGUAGAAUUAAA
Silurus meridionalis is the source of this 472-nucleotide messenger RNA. RefSeq names its product cytochrome c oxidase subunit 8B, mitochondrial. Gene Ontology annotation, biological process: mitochondrial electron transport, cytochrome c to oxygen. The record is from RefSeq and is a predicted model, not a curated record. The coding region runs from base 162 to 368 and encodes 68 amino acids. Lineage: Eukaryota; Metazoa; Chordata; Actinopteri; Siluriformes; Siluridae. Gene Ontology annotation, cellular component: mitochondrion. The transcript is spliced from 2 exons.